CUACAUUAAAUUAGGCCGAGUGUGUCGCUGUCGGUCUUGAACGAAGCUGGUAUAAAAAAUUCGGGUUUUGAUUGUAAAAGACCAGCGUUGGACAUUGUGUUCGUUUCGUUUCCGAGAAUGGAAGGUGUUGAUUACUUGGCUCCCGAGAGGAACAAAGCUCAAUUCGAUGUCGAAGAGAUGAAAAUCGUCUGGGCUGGUUCCCGCGAAGCUUUUGAAGUUUCUGAUCGAAUGGCUCGCCUUGUUGCCAGCGAUCCGAUAUUCAGAAAGGACAAUAGGCCCAUGCUUGGCAGAAAAGAAUUAUUUAAGAACACUUUGAGGAAAGCAGCUCAUGCAUGGAAAAGGAUAAUUGAGCUUCGCCUCACUGAAGAGGAAGCUUCUAGACUUAGAUUCUAUGUGGAUGAACCUGCAUUUACGGAUCUUCAUUGGGGAAUGUUUAUCCCAGCUAUAAAGGGACAAGGAACCGAGGAGCAGCAACAGAAAUGGUUGCCUUUGGCUUAUAAGAUGCAAAUAAUUGGUUGCUAUGCCCAAACUGAACUUGGUCAUGGAUCCAAUGUUCAAGGGCUCGAAACAACUGCAACCUUUGAUCCUCAAACAGACGAGUUUGUGAUUAAUAGCCCCACACUGACUUCUAGCAAAUGGUGGCCUGGUGGGUUGGGUAAAGUUUCCACACAUGCUGUUGUCUAUGCCCGUCUAAUCACUGAUGGCCAAGACCAAGGAGUGCAUGGUUUCAUUGUCCAGCUGCGGAGUUUGGAUGAUCACUUACCUCUUCCCGGUAUAACUAUUGGUGAUAUUGGAAUGAAAUUUGGAAAUGGGGCGUACAACUCGAUGGAUAAUGGGGUUCUAAGAUUUGAUAAUGUAAGAAUUCCAAGGAAUCAAAUGUUGAUGAGGGUUUUACAGGUUACAAGAGAAGGAAAAUGUGUCCAAUCUAACGUUCCACGGCAAUUAGUUUAUGGUACGAUGGUAUAUGUGAGACAGUCAAUUGUGUCUGAUGCAUCCUGUGCUUUGUCACGAGCAGUUUGUAUUGCUACAAGAUAUAGUGCUGUUCGAAGACAGUUUGGCUCUCAUAAUGGAGGUCUUGAAACACAGGUGAUUGAUUACAAAACUCAGCAAGCUAGGCUCUUCCCGUUGCUAGCUUCUGCAUAUGCUUUCAGAUUCGUUGGUGAAUGGUUGAAAUGGCUAUAUAUGGAUGUGACCCGAAGAUUGCAGGCCAGUGAUUUUUCAACAUUGCCUGAGGCUCAUGCAUGUACUGCAGGAUUGAAGUCCUUGACCACAUCAGCUACUUCAGAUGGGAUUGAAGAAUGCCGAAAACUAUGUGGUGGCCAUGGUUACCUUUGUAGCAGUGGCCUUCCUGAGUUAUUUGCAGUAUACGUUCCUACCUGCACUUAUGAAGGAGACAACGUUGUGCUGCUUUUACAGGUAGCAAGGCAUCUCAUGAAGCCUACCUCUCAGCUGGGCUCUGGGAAAAAGCCUGUUGGUACCACUGCUUAUAUGGGUCGAGUGGAACAUCUGAUGCAAUGUCGUUCUGAUGUUCAGAAAGCUGAGGAUUGGUUGAAGCCUAAUGUAGUGCUGGAAGCAUUUGAAGCUAGGGCUGCUAGGAUGUCUGUUGGCUGCGCUCAAGCUCUUAGCAAGUUUACCAAUCCGGAAGAAGGUUUUCAACAACUGGCAGCUGAUUUAGUUGAGGCAGCAGUUGCUCACUGCCAGUUGAUUGUUGUUUCCAAAUUUUUGGAGAAGUUGCAGCAAGAUAUACCUGGGAAGGGAGUGAAACAGCAAUUACAAAUUCUCUGUAGCAUAUAUGCUUUGUUUCUUGUUCACAAGCAUCUGGGCGAUUUUCUCUCCACUGGCUGCAUCACUUCCAAACAGGGUUCACUUGCCAACGAACAGCUGAGGUCCUUGUAUUCCCAGGUUCGCCCUAAUGCAAUUGCACUUGUGGAUGCAUUCAAUUACACCGAUCACUACCUGAGUUCGGCUCUGGGUCGUUAUGACGGAAAUGUGUAUCCGACACUGUACGAGGAGGCGUGGAAGGAUCCUCUGAAUGAUUCAGUCGUGCCAGACGGAUUUCAGGAAUAUGUGCGACCAAUGCUGAAGCAACAACUCCGGAAUGCUAGACUUUAAUGAAGAAAUUUGAAUUGGGAUGUGUUCUGGAGACAACAACGGGCAAAUGCCCUGAUACGUGUCCCAAAAGCUGCCUUGAUAAGAAAGGUGGUAGUAAAUUCACUUUGGAUGAUGGAACAUGCACGUUAUUGUAUUGCGGCGCACAGAAACGCAUAACUUUAUUUGAAUCUGUUUUAUAUGCGAACCUAUCCGCUUUGUCUCCUGCAUUAAAUAUUUUUUAUCAAAAUAUUCCUAAUUAAUUUUAAAUAUAAGAGUUA
Molecule: messenger RNA, 2369 nt
Organism: Neltuma alba
Lineage: Eukaryota; Viridiplantae; Streptophyta; Magnoliopsida; Fabales; Fabaceae
Product: peroxisomal acyl-coenzyme A oxidase 1
Exons: 14
Coding region: 118-2112 (664 amino acids)
Biological process (GO): long-chain fatty acid metabolic process; lipid homeostasis; fatty acid beta-oxidation using acyl-CoA oxidase
Cellular component (GO): peroxisome
Molecular function (GO): acyl-CoA oxidase activity; fatty acid binding; FAD binding
Source: RefSeq, a predicted model, not a curated record